Molecule: messenger RNA, 1799 nt
Organism: Capra hircus (goat)
Lineage: Eukaryota; Metazoa; Chordata; Mammalia; Artiodactyla; Bovidae
Exons: 1
Coding region: 735-1370 (211 amino acids)
Source: RefSeq, a predicted model, not a curated record
CACAGGGCUUGCGCCCUUCAGCCCUGCAGCAUUAGGUAAGGAUCUGAACCUUCACUUCAGCCCCGACUGGGGCUCCUGGACUUUGGGCCUCAAGGGGCGAUGAGGGGCUUGGGCCGCAGGCCUUGGGUGGAGGUGCUGGGGAGGGGCUUGGGAGGCUCUGGUGCCAAGGCUUCCUUCCAAGCCAAGCGCUGGGCGAAGAGAAGCAAGACCCCUCAGGUCUACAGCUUCUGUGUUAGGCCAGCACCUCAGAAUCCUUGACUUCUCUCUAGACAAGGGGGUGAAAAUGGCUCCUGGCCCUCAGUGAAGAAAGAGGGGUCCAAGGCUUCAAGGGACGAGGCUGGGAGAACAGGGUGGGGAUGGCAGAGAGUAAGGGGAGGCUGGAAAGGGGGACUCGGUGUCGCGGAGAGGUGCUCAGGGUCUCUCUCUCUCCACCCAACAUGGCCACCAUCCCUGUCAAGACGGCCUUGGGCUCCUACAUGGGAGCCACAGCAGCGGGUGGUGAGGGAUUCCGGCCUUGGGCUGGAGAGGAGGCUGGGGUCCCAGGCCUCUGGUCUGGCUCUGGAGGGCAUCAGGCCAGGGGUCAGAACCGGGGACUAGGGUGAGGCCUCCUGAGUGGCCACGGUCUCCACCUGAGUGCCCCCAAACGUGGGGGCGACGGGGUGGAGCCGGGUGGGGGGGGGGAAGGGAAGAGGGAACCAAAGAGGAAGUGGGGGAGGGAGGCCGGGUCUGGCGCCAUGCUGAGUCACCGCCCACAGGGCCCGGGCGGGCAGGGUGCCGGGCCGGAGGGCAGGGGGUCGGGGCCUGGGGCGCAGGGGGAGGCCCGGGGGGCCGUCGGGCCGGAGCCUGGAGGAAGAGCCGGCGGCCUGAAGAGCUCUGCAGACGGACAGACAGACAGUGCAGUCACCCAUAAAGUAGAAAGCACUACUAACAGCACUGGAGGGUGUAGUGUUUCCUACUUUAUGGAUGAGUGUACUGUGGGCUUCGGAGACCACGCCGCCGCCGCCGCCGCCGCCGCCGCAUCCCCGCCAUCAGGACCGCGUGCGACAGGUGAGCCCCGCGGGCGCCCCCCGCGCGCCGCCCGCACCCCCGAACGGCCGCCCCUGCCCGCCGUGGCCCGCGCCGAAACGCGGCCUGGGCUCCUCGGCUGCCCCGAGGGCCGGCAGGUGGACGUCUGGACCCAAUGCAGCCGCAGAGGCGGCCCCGCAGCGGCCCGGCCGUCGGCGGACGGAUGCCGGAUGAGCAAGAGGCGGGAAAGGGGAGGAGAUGCCGUGGAGGCGGGAGCGGUGCCCGGGACCCCGACACUAAUAAAGAGUGGACUCCUCUCUUGUCUGAGACUCUCUUGCUGGGUGCGGUGGGGCGAAUGGGCUUAGCAGGCACAUGGAUGCGCAGAAUGGUCGGAGGGAAAGUCACUCUCUCCUGAGAGAAAUGGGUUUGGCUCUGCCUAAGAGACCAGAAGGGAGCUCUGGGCCUGGUCGGCUGGUGGCCUGCGGAGGGCCAUCCCCGGGGGAAGACCUCCCUGCAAAGGAGGAAAGCGGGCAGGACAUCAAGGGCAGGGCUCUGAGGACCUCCUGCCCUUCACCCGAGCUCCUGCCUUUUGCUGCCCUCCACCUGCUUUUCACACCCACAGACAAAGGCUGCCUACUUUAAGCUGUAAUCUCAGAAAGUCUAGGGGCUCCUUGGUAGUCUAAGAAUUGGGAACAAACUCACUGUGGCUCACACGCAGAAAGCAUCUUAUACAUAAGAGAAGGGCACAGAUGCUAAUAUACAAAGCACACGCCAGCACAUGAGUGCAGCCACAC